Clonostachys solani is the source of this 1080-nucleotide messenger RNA. The record is from the annotation of a GenBank genome assembly. NCBI's taxonomy places the organism in Eukaryota, Fungi, Ascomycota, Sordariomycetes, Hypocreales, Bionectriaceae.
AUGGGCCAGCCUCAAUCUAUUGGAAGUCGUUCUUUCAUUGCUGAGAACCACUGGCAAGGUCGUAUUAUCGACCCAGAUGUAAAAUUCGAUCCACACUCCGACCCUCGGUCAGCCGUUGCACCAGCUGUCCGUGACAGAUUUGGGGACGUUUCUGAACUCCAGACUCGAGGGUUCAUAGAGGAUAGGAUCUGCGCUUGUUGGAACUUGACAAGCGUCAGCUUAUUCUUCUCCUUGAUGACCUCCAACAGAACAUACCAUAGGGAUCUUCUAUUUCGCCCAGCCUUUACAAGUCUUUCAAUUCCAAACUGCACAGUCCUCUGGCGGGUUGCACAGAAAUUUUCCCUGGAAGAAGCCAGUAACGAAUUGGGAAAGGCAUUUAAGAAGGCUUACGCAAACUAUGAUAGAAAGAAAGACCAGAUUGAAGAAAAAAGCAGGAUUGAAGAUGAAGCAUUCCGCAUUCUCGCCCGGUGCCUUGAUUUCACAAAAAAUACCACGACCGCUCCAUCGAUUACAUUGCAACGCCAACUGGACGCCACUGCCGCACCGCAUAACGUGAACGACAUCGGAUCCGCCGUUGCUCGAGUCCCCGAACCAACCAAGGAUACUCUCAGAUCCCUCACCGUAAAGUCUGUUUUCAAUGAAUUCUCAAGCACGGAGGCCACAAACCAUUUAGCCCAACUCGUCGCUGGAGUAGAGGAAGCCAUUUCCAGACGGGACAAGUUCAUCGUCGAUCAGCUACACAAGGAGGAUGCCAAAAUCAACAAGGAGCUUUAUGGACUCCUUGUGGAAAAAACGCGACAUGAAAAGGCGGGAAAAGUCCGUCUUGGGAUCAAGAGGCUCGGAAGUUGCAUCGACGCCCUCCACGACGAUGACGAGCCUCUGCUACUGCACAGUGGUGCAAGGCGAGCCUUGAAUGCGCUCGAGGAGGAAAUCAAGAAAUUACCCACCAAACGAUCCAGGGACUAUGAAUCGGAAUCAGCAGCCCUCAGAGGAAAGCAAAAGCGGAUCAAGACACAAGUUGAGCUUCUCGCGCAGACAGAACGUACCUUUUCUGCCUCGGAACACCUCAAAGUUUAUUAG